Toxotes jaculatrix (banded archerfish) is the source of this 3519-nucleotide messenger RNA. RefSeq names its product podocalyxin-like (gene podxl). The record is from RefSeq and is a predicted model, not a curated record. The transcript is spliced from 8 exons. Gene Ontology annotation, biological process: negative regulation of cell-cell adhesion; regulation of microvillus assembly; positive regulation of cell-cell adhesion mediated by integrin. The coding region runs from base 506 to 1903 and encodes 465 amino acids. NCBI's taxonomy places the organism in Eukaryota, Metazoa, Chordata, Actinopteri, Toxotidae. Gene Ontology annotation, cellular component: microvillus membrane; apical plasma membrane.
AGAGAGUUCAGAUGUGUGGAACUGGGUUUUGGACCAUUACUGGAUCUGCCCCUGCGUUUUCAUCACAAGGGGAGCCAGGGACGUGGAAUGAUCAGUACUCCUGUUCAGAUACACUGGCUGCUAACAGCUGAACACACUGAGAUAGAGAGAGAGGAUUUGCUGGGCACAACAGAGAGAGAGAGAGAGAGAGAGAGAGAGAGAGAGAGAGAGAGAGGGGUGGGGUAGAGAGACACUGAGGAACAACGGUGCAGCCAAGGAAACCACAGAAACACUCUUCCCCCAAAUCCCCAACUCUGCCCAAAGAGGAGAGAAAGAAGCUGGGGAGACAGACAAAGGCAUUCUUGGCUUUCACUUUAAAAGGAGAAGAAGAAAAAAAAAAACAAUACAUUCGGCGAGAUCAUUUGUUUAAGAUACAAAUUCAAGGAGAAAGGCGUGACAGGACGUUUUAUGAUUGGUGCAGCAGCUCCUAACACAAAGUAAGGGAUAGUAGCGCAGCGCUGCGUGAAUGAUAAAAUACAUCUGGGAGAAGAAACGAGCAGAAACCGGGACGAGAGCAACAAUGAGGAUCUCGUGGCUGCUGCUUUCACUCAGCAUGCUGUUUGGCAGUGUCUGUCCAGACAACACCACUCCUGUGGUUUCUACAGUCACAGCUGGGACAUUGACUACCGGUGCUGGUAGCCCAUCUGGGGCUGACCCAACUGUUAACAGUCAAACCACAUCAGUUACACUUGUUACUGCUGCCGCCUCUACGCAAAAAGAGGCACCAAUAACGUCAACUACUGUGGACCCCCUGACGACCGCAGACACCCAAGUCCCCAUUCAAACAGAACCAAUCACAGUAAUCAACCCAUCGUCUCAGAUUAGCGUCUCUAGUGUCCCUGCUAUUGUGACGAAUCCUUCCAACCCUGCCGCUACCUUCAGCACCCCCACGAUCCCGGGUACAGCAGUCACAACAGCUACAACAGUUGCAGCAGCCGUAACAGUCAACAGCGGCGGCAGCUCAGGAGCAGCAGCCACCACUUCUGUCGGAGUACAGACACCCGAAACCCCAAUAAACAGUAAAACCUCCAGGACUGAAAAGCCUUUCACGCUACGAGGAAAUCUUCAUAAUGUGGAGAACAUUACAAAGGCCUCAACAGAGUCCGUGGCUCACAGCACUAUCGCUCCCAAAAUGAACGAAGGAGAUGUCGAGAAAACAACUGUGACUGUUACAAGAAAUGGGCAGACAUCACCAAGCGCCCAAGAGCCACCUGGGAACCUAGGGACCACCGGUACCUUGCCCACCCUGACCAAAACAGGAUCCGAUGUUCGUGGGAACCUAACUGGAGCUACGUCCCCGCAAACCAACACCACUGCUGAACCUCAGUCAUAUGUGUUUCAGUAUACUCUAAACAGCAAACCUGAGAAAGAGGGAGAUAAAAAGCUGGCAGAGGUGUGCAAUCGGCUGAUGGAGCAUUGGGAAGAUGGAAACUGCACCUUGGUAUGGAGGCAAAGCAACGGCAAAGUAAGGUUUGACCUUGUGGAGAUAAAUGGCAAAGUGCGAACCAGCCUAGCCACCCAGUAUUAUGAAGAGCUCUCCAUGGUAAAGAACGCGACAGAUAAUAAAACCCUGAUCGCCAUCUUGUCCUCCUGUGGCGCUCUGCUCAUCAUGAUUGUCAUCCUCACCGUCUGUGCCUCCCACCACCGCAAACCGUACAGCGAGAACCAGCAACAUCUUACGGAGGAGCUGCACACGGUGGAGAACGGUUACCACGACAACCCCACACUGGAGGUGAUGGAGGUGCCGCCGGAGAUGCAGGAAAAGAAGGUGGCACUGAAUGGAGAGUUCAAUGACAGCUGGAUUGUCCCCAUCGACAACCUCCUGAAGGAGGACGUACCUGAUGAGGAGGACACCCACCUGUAAGACGCGCACCCAUGGGACAAAGGAAGAAAAGGAGACGGAGACGCCAUCUCCUUUUCUAAGAAUAAAGUUCUAAUUCCAAACCCCCCCCCCCCCCCCCCCCCCACCAGAAAAAAAGAACAUUUGCUCCAUGUCAGCCCUGACCACUCAUCCUACACUCUCGACCCUGGGAUCAUGUCCCUUUAGCCAGACAAGACUUUCUUACAUAGACCGGCAUCCUACAGAGAAGCCAGGCCACCACAUUCAUGCUGAUGAUGCUGUUUGAUGGAUUUCUGAUGCAUCUCGGUAAGAACAAGGGUCAAAAAUCACACACUGUGAGGAUGAAGAACCAAUCAGAUGCAGUGGCCCUGGAAAAACAUUGUAUCAGCACAACAGUGACUAUACAGCACAAUUCAAAGAUGUGUUUUGUAAAAAAAAUCUAUUGCGUAAUUGUUAUUUUUAAAAGGUCAAACAGUCCCCAACCAUCACCACCACCUGAGAACCUGUGUGUGCAGACUUUUUUCUUUUUUUUAUUCAAACUGAUCACUUUGUUGUAUCAUGAGGAGAGAAAGACGAGAGAGGUGACCACGACGACAGCUGCCUCGGCAGUUCCAGAGUAACUAACAUAGGUAGAUUAUCUCAGGAUACUUCAGAGCAUCGUGGUGAUUUUCCAACAUAUUUGUUUGUGUGUGUGUGUGUGUGUGUGUGUGUGUGUGUGUGUUAUUUUAUGAAUAACCUUAUUCAUAAAAGAUGGAACUUGCCCAUGAAGAUGCUUCUUGAGGCUGACAGUUCUAUAGAAAUAAGACAGAUGAAGGAUUUAAAUCCAAAUUAGAACUCUAUGGUGUCAAAAGAAAAUGCAAAAAAAAAACAAAAACAAAAAAAACAAAAAACAAAAACAAAGACAAAAAGUCUUUCGUAAAGCUGAAACUAUUAGUUGUGUAUUACAGAAGAGGAUUAGGAUCACGUGAAAAAUUCUGAGUUUAAAGUUAGAAUUGAAUUUUUUUUCCCAUGUGCCCCUCAUCCUCUUCAGUAGAAUAAACAGUUAGUCAAUCAACAGAAAAUUCAUUGGAAACUUGACAAUCAAUGAAGUCUUUUUUUUUUUAAAGCUUCAAUUGACCCAUAGUCAAAGAAUGAUGCAAUCAUGCCGUGGUUGGACUUUACAGUAUAAUUACACUGCUGAUGGGACUGAUGCCAAAACCACUAACAUAACACUAAGGUUGCAAUAAUAUGGAAUUGUCUUUUACCUACAAUGAGGUCAUUUCCUGAAGCCAGAAACAAUAAACAUGCCUGUCUCUGCAAAGCAGGCUGGGAUUUUUCACGAUGCCACCUCCUUAGUUCUCACUCAGCUUAAAAACUGGUAACAAGAAUAAAAACUGAACUGAUGGUAUUUCCAAAAAACAAACAAACAAACAAACAAACAAACAAACAAACAAACAAACAAACAAACAAACAAACAAACAAACACAACCUUUCAAAGUAAAAUUGGUCAAUACAGAUGCUGUGCCAAUAACUUUGUGCACAUCUGAUGCAAACACUGUAAAUAGUGUGUAAAUGUUUGUUUUUGUUCACUGUUGCUGAUGCUGGAAGGGUUGUGUCGUGACAUUUUACGAUACUUUUUUUUGUACUUUUAUUUUUGAAUU